Molecule: messenger RNA, 1436 nt
Organism: Aphanomyces invadans
Lineage: Eukaryota; Oomycota; Saprolegniomycetes; Saprolegniales; Verrucalvaceae
Exons: 7
Coding region: 24-1130 (368 amino acids)
Biological process (GO): endoplasmic reticulum to Golgi vesicle-mediated transport; intracellular protein transport; Golgi organization
Cellular component (GO): Golgi apparatus; endoplasmic reticulum; endoplasmic reticulum-Golgi intermediate compartment
Source: RefSeq, a predicted model, not a curated record
CUCACACGUGUCGUCGAAGCAAGAUGGAGGUGCGCGGGCGCAUUUGGUUCCUCGUCCUGUGGGCUUGUCUGUUGGUGAUGCAUCCCACAGCGAACGCGAGCUCGUACUUUGUCUUUGAUCUUGACGACACGGAAGAAGAUUGCUAUACGGAAGAUGUCGUGUCUCGCUCGGUUAACAGCGAUGUCUUCCUUCACUUUGAAAUCUUGGAGCCCGCUGUGACAGAUGCGGUCGAUGUGCAGCUCACAUCGCCGUCGGGUCGCGGGAUCCAAGCGUGGUCGGGGUCGAAGGGCAACCACACGUCCAUUUUGGUGCGUGAAUCGGGGUUGUAUUCGGUUUGUUUCACCAAGACAGCGUCUUCCAGCCGCCGCUUGAGUAUUUUGUACGCAUUUGACCAUGCCAGUAUUGGUUCGCGGACCUUGACCCGCUAUCCCGCAUCUGUAUCGACCAUUUUGCGCGAAAAGCCCGAUGAAACCACCUAUACAGAGCUGAACUUGGAGACUGCUGCCAACGGCGACGUACAAUCGAUGGGGCUGGUGCAGUUUGUCUUUUCGGGUGUUUCCAAAAGCAUCAUCCACGAUAAUACCAGAAUCAUGAUGAGUUUCUCCGUGGAAUAUGCUUCAGUGGCGGACUUGGGGUUGAGCGUCGCUCUUGUUGCUGGUGGGCUGAAGCAUCCAUCCACGUACGUUGAUGGUAGAAACACUGCUGGAGGUGUGACGUUUCAACGCUUUUUCAGAUGGAAUGCAAUGUCCGAGCAUGUGCUAGCCUUUUCGGGGAAAGUCACUCAGACAAUGGGAGCAAAGACUGGCGGUACCGUCUUCUUCGAUAUCACCGACGACGUCACAGCCGCAAUGAACGCGGAAGAUUACCCAUCGAUUGUGUAUUCAAUCCAAGUCGCGGACGAAGGUGGUUCCGCACGGCUCACUGGCAAUGCGCACUCAAUUAUGGCGCAUUACCCUGUUAUCACGUUUGAGGACAUGGGGUUGGACGUCAUGCGUGAAAUUGGUCACUUUCGCUACUCCGUGUGGGACCUUAAAGGAGAGCUCAUCUCGAUCAUCCAAAACGAACGUCACAGUCGAAACAGUACGUUGUUACCGACUACCCCACGUGAAACAUUGAUGGAUGCGCUGUAGCUGCGGAGACGGUGCAGUCACGAGUCGUGUGGGGGACCGUUCUCACCAAUAUCGUAUUGCUUUCCCUCGCGAUCGGACAAGUUCUGUACGUGCGCAACCUCAUCGGCACUGGGUACGCCUUCUGAUCAGGGUGUGGUCUCCACGUCGGAAAUUCGAAAAUGAAUGUUCUCGCGCGCUUUCACAGUUCUCGCUCAUUGGUCCAUGUUGGUAUGGGGGUUUUCGGAAUAGACCAAUCAGCGUGCGCUAGGAUUGAGAUAAAGGGAUGUGAUUCGUCGAAAAUUAUACCACAAGCAUAAUGAUGGCACA